Aplysia californica (California sea hare) is the source of this 1622-nucleotide messenger RNA. Its product is annotated as E3 ubiquitin-protein ligase TRIM8. Lineage: Eukaryota; Metazoa; Mollusca; Gastropoda; Aplysiida; Aplysiidae. Gene Ontology annotation, cellular component: nucleoplasm; chromatin. Gene Ontology annotation, molecular function: ubiquitin-protein transferase activity. The record is from RefSeq and is a predicted model, not a curated record. Gene Ontology annotation, biological process: positive regulation of DNA-templated transcription.
ACCUGUAGCAGACGACCCAGCCCUCUGAGUCUGAGUCACCAGCAGCGUCAUCAAGAUGGCCGCGUCGACGAGCGGCGGGUUCACGGAAGAGCUCAUCUGCUCCGUGUGUCUGGAGACCUUCAACACGCCCGUCCUCCUGCCCUGCGCUCACUCCUUCUGCCGGCAGUGUCUCUUCAACGUGCACGAGCGGAGCAGAUCAAAGCCACAACCUAAUGGGGGUCAAAAUAACGGCAACAACGCGAUAAACAGCGCCGGUAAUAACAACAAUAACAACAACAGCAAUAACAACGGGACCAAUACAGCGCCCGGCACUUCGGAAGCGCAGAGGAGAAAUGACGGCGUUCUGGUGUGCCCUCAGUGUCGUCUGGAGAUCAAACUGGGACCCGAGGGAAUCGCCGGCCUGCCCAAGAACACGUCUCUAGCCAACAUCAUCAUGAGCGUGGAGGAAGAGAAGAAAGCCAACAACAUUCUGUGCGAGGUUUGCGACGACGAGCCGGCGAGAGUGGCCUCCAAGAAGUGUUCCGAUUGCUCCGUGACAUAUUGCGUGACGUGUUUCCGGCAGCUUCAUCCAAUGAGGGGCGCCUUCAAGUACCACGUGAUCAAGGAGGCGAACGCACCAAUCAACAGAUGCGCCUCUCCGGUGUUUGACGUGAGGGCGGGGCGGUUCACUCCGUCACGUGAUGGGUAUGGGACGGACGGGGCGGAGUCAGGGGAUGACAGUGGUGUCUACAGUCAGCGCCAUGAGGCAGUCCGCCAGUGUCUGGCCCUGUCCAGCGAGGUCAAAGCCCAGACCCUGACCCUUGACCUUCUGGAGGACCAGGUCAAUGACAUCAUAGCGGUCACCGCCGUGCACACUGGCACUGACGUCACCAACGAUGUGGAGGCUCUGAAGGAAAAGCUUCAAGGCCAGGUUCAGCCCCACCACGUGUCACAAACGUAUCGCGGUGUCGGCCUCCAGAGACGAGGUGGUCCACAGGAAGUGCAAACUGUCGAACCUACACAACGCGUGUGCCGCCACCACCAGCUUCCAGCGCCUGGAACACAUAGAGGGCGCCAUCGCAGACGAAGCCCUGCCCCUCCUCCCCCACCUUUACUGGGAGGCCAUCAUCCACUUCCGGGUGUUCGGCAAAUUGGGCAACUCCAAGCUCCUCUGUGACCUUGGCGUGGUGAAGCAGGGCUGCGAGGACGGCUCCAGUCUGCUGUGCGACAACUUCAAGUCUUACUGCUCGUACCUCGUGCGCCGACAGAACAAGGUCACUCUCGAGUUCUGGAACGGUCCGGACCGAGAGAUCCUCCCUCGGAGUAUCCCCGUCCUCGACCUGGACAACGACCAGGAGAAGACGAUCAAACUGGCGUUCUACUUGGAUGCGCUCAAGAGGAAGCUGGCCAUCGUGAGUCCUGGCAACAACUCGGUGCUGUGCCAGUUCAACGUCCGCUUCCCCUCGCUGGUGCCCAUGUGCGGGCUCUACUGUUUCGACCAGGUCUACGUCAUGGUCAAGUUCACAGAGCCGCAGAAGAUCCCCAACGUUCUGAGCAAGCUGAUGAAACAAAGCACGUAACACAGAGCCGCAGAAGAUCCCCAACGUUCUCAGCAAGCUCAUGAAACAAACCAUGUAAAGAAA